This is a messenger RNA of Glycine soja, 1091 nucleotides long. RefSeq names its product universal stress protein Slr1101-like. The record is from RefSeq and is a predicted model, not a curated record. The transcript has 4 exons. Bases 268 to 747 code for a protein of 159 amino acids. NCBI's taxonomy places the organism in Eukaryota, Viridiplantae, Streptophyta, Magnoliopsida, Fabales, Fabaceae.
AUUAUAUUUUAAAAUAAUUCAAAGUAUUGAAGGAAAGCUAUUUUAUAAAAACAUUAAAUUCUGGCCUCUCUGGUAUCCUACAUUAUCCGCAAAGGGCGAGAAGCCGCGACGUCGUUUUCAGACACGGCUUCGAUAGUGAAGCAACGAUUCAAUAGUUGACAAGUGGUUUUGGUUUGAUAUAUAGAUGUGGUGCGCGUCGUGUUGUUCGAAGGAAGUGAAGUAAAGACUAAAGAGAGUUGUGGUGUGGUGGUGGUUGUCGUUUUUGAAAUGGCAGCGUCGUCGUCAGAGAAGCAAGUGGUGGUGAUAGGCAUAGACGACAGCGAGCAGAGCACGUACGCGUUGAAUUGGGCUCUGGAUAACUUUUUCCCGAGCCCAAUUUUCAAGCUCGUUCUCAUCCACUCCAGGCCCACCGCCACCUCCGCUGUGGGCUUCGCCGGCCCUGGAGCCGCUGAGGUCUUGCCUAUUGUAGAUUCCGAUUUGAGAAAGAUUGGCGCCAGAGUCCUCGAAACCGCUAAACAACUUUGCAUCAACAAAUCCGUAAAUGAUGUGACAGCAGAAGUGGUGGAAGGUGAUCCUAGAAAUGUUCUUUGUGAUGCUGUAGAUAAGUACCGUGCUGCAAUGUUGGUUGUGGGUAGUCAUGGUUAUGGGGCUAUAAAAAGGGCGGUUUUAGGUAGUGUCAGUGACUAUUGUGCUCAUCAUGCUCACUGCACUGUGAUGAUCGUGAAGAAGCCAAAAAUCAAACACUGAUCUGUAAUGGCUGCGUCUAUAUAGUACAACAAUAAACAUAAUCCUUUCAGCCAAAGAAGAGAGAAAGAAAAUAAUGUUCACAGAAAUUCGUAGCUAUGCUUGUUGUAUGGAUAUGGCUUAUUGACUUUAUGGUUUGAUACGUUGAGGCACAGUUUAUUUUUAAAGAUGGAACCAUCAGAAAAUAUGUACGUAUCAGGACUUUACCUUACAUUGUACACGAAAAGUUCUUGAACUGAUGAGUUCAAUUCCAUUACUGCUCUUUUCAUCCUUAAUAAAAUAAAAUAGUAAAAAAAUAUUGUACUAGUUUAUUGCAAUGCACUACUAGCCUGAACAAUUUCUAGUUA